Molecule: messenger RNA, 2120 nt
Organism: Styela clava
Lineage: Eukaryota; Metazoa; Chordata; Ascidiacea; Stolidobranchia; Styelidae
Source: RefSeq, a predicted model, not a curated record
AAUGCGUACUUCACCUGCUGGACGUUUAUUACUAACUUGUAUUUGUUCGUUCGUGUUUCCGUUAUUUUUGUUGGCAAUAUUGGAAUAUAAUUCCGAACACGACGAAAUGGAAUUUGAUUUUCAUGAUCGAAGAAAAAUGGAAUUAAUAUUUAUUGGAGGAAUGCAUCGAAGUGGCACAACGCUGAUGAGAACAAUGCUUGAUGCCCAUGCUGAUAUACGAUGUGGCCCUGAAAUUGCAGUCAUAACUGAUGUGUUGUUUUUAAGAGAGGAAAUUUCAAAUGAUCCAGUAAUUGCCUCCUAUCUUUCCAACAUUGACGUGUAUCCUGUAGUAACUGACAAUGCUGUUGCACAAUUUAUUCUGGAAGUAAUAAUUCGUCAUGGGCCACCGGCUAUUCGCUACUGUAACAAGGAUCCUUUUCAAAUGAAGUAUUCAAAAUAUCUCCAUAACUUGUUUCCAAACGCAAAGUUUGUUUUGAUGAUACGUGAUGGAAGAGCAAUGACUCAUUCUAUCAUAUCGAGAAAACUUAAGAUAUGGAAGUAUAACAUUGAUAGUUAUAGGGAAACGCUGUCAAUAUGGAACGAAAACAUUGAAAUAAUGUAUAAACAAUGUAUAGAGCUUGGUGACAAGACAUGCCUACUUGUACAUUACGAACAAUUAAUAUUACAACCAGUCUCAACUACCAAAAAAUUGUUUAAGUUUAUCGGAAUACCUUGGAGUAGUGCAGUUCUGCAUCAUGAAAAACAUACGAAUGAAAGUGAUUUCUCAACGGCCGAGGUAUCCACUGAUCAAGUAUCCAAACCCCUGUAUUUGGCCGGACUCACACAAUGGUUUGGAAAUAUUCCGGAAGACGUAGAAAGAGAUAUGAUGAAAAUUGCACCAAUGCUAAGUGUUCUAGGAUAUAAUCCAGAAGACAAGACCCCCAACUAUGGAGAACCAGAUGAGUUCGUCAAAGCAAAGAUUAAUAAAGAAAAGAAGAAUAACAUCACAAGUUAACGUCUUUAUAACGGGCUAUACAACGCCGCAGUAUGGUUGCUUGAUCUCAUUGUAAUGAAAAUUGUUAAUACAUUUGCAAUAUAUUACAACUUACAUAUUAUUUAUACCAGAUAAUUAUGUUCAGUCGGACAGAAAUUGUAAUUGGCAAGUGUUGCUUUAUACCAAUAUAUACGGACUUUUAACGAUGCUAUAAUAUAUAUAUAUAUAUGCCAAAUCAUUAGGGCUACAUUCUAUCAGUAUUGCUGUGUUGUGUCACUGACCCUCUUUGAUAUCCGUUGUAAUACAUAUUUUUUUAUUUCCCCCCUAGACCAGUAGUUCUCAACCGGGGGCCGGUGGCCCCCCAAGGGAGCCACGACACAAGGCUAAUAAUUUAUUAUAGAGCGACUUCGUUUGCAUACUUUUCAUUUAAAAGAAAAUCCACCUCAGUUUUAUUACCUCAGUCACAAGGUGUAUUCACUUUCUUGUGUGAGCGAAUUGUUUGAUCAUAAUUGAAUUUUGAAUAUACUAAUCAGAAUAGUUUGUUAGUAGGCCAUCUAACCUGCAGACGAGCAGUUUCGCUAGACUGCGAGAUGCACUAGUGCAAAAAGCCUCCGGAAAGGGGCCACGAGCCGUAAAAGGUUGAGAACCACAACCACUGCCCUGGACUAUUAUGCGUACCCCUUAUUGCUUAUUCAAUGCCGUUUUGCCCAGUCUGCCUAUUGGAAAGAUUUGCAUUAGGAGGUGCGGUCAGAUGAUAAGUUUCUCUGCCUUCUUCGUCCGGUUGAGUCGGAGUUGGUUGCUUUUUACUUGUGUCUGCUACUUAUCCUAUUUCAAGUGUCGAGUUUUUUUUUCAAUAAAUAAACAAUCCGGGUCCUAUCAUAUAACAAACAAAACUAUAACAAUGGCGAGCAUGCCAGGAUGUGGUCGACAACGAACCAUGAACAAUCCGCGACAGUUGUUUACACGCCGGCAGUCCUCACUCCAAAUUGUGGAAAUGUCACUCCGCAGCGCGAUCAACUUUGGAGAAAGUUGAAAAAUUUUGUUUCCUUGUUAAACUUUUGGCUGGCGGAAACUGACUUUUUAACGACUAUGACUUCCAUUGCUGUCGUUAAAUAUUGUAAAACCUGGGUAGUUCAACUUAGUAGAU